This is a messenger RNA of Pisolithus orientalis, 1147 nucleotides long. RefSeq lists its product as uncharacterized. Bases 43 to 1050 code for a protein of 335 amino acids. The record is from RefSeq and is a predicted model, not a curated record. The transcript has 3 exons. Lineage: Eukaryota; Fungi; Basidiomycota; Agaricomycetes; Boletales; Pisolithaceae.
CUUAGAGAACAUACAGGUGAUAUAUCAUACAUCGGAACCGCCAUGUCAGAGUCCAUCGGUCCCCAAAUUCCAUCCCAUCUGCUUCUAACUGUACUUGCCACCGCCGACGACGACUCAGACGAAGAUGAUUACAUGCCAGCGCUACCACCCGACCUGACAACUGCGCGAACUAAAACUGGUCCGUCUCUGCCACCCAAGGGUCCGAUUGCGCCGUACUCUGCAUCUGUGUCUACCGAGAAGUCAGCGUCAGGCUCACGGUCUUCCUCGAGUGCUCCGGCUCCUUCGAAUGCAGGUGCCAGAAGAGUAUAUGGACCUGCGUUCCCCACCGUCGGUCCUUCUGAAACAAAAACUCGCGCUGGACCGUCUUGUUAUUCAGACAAUUCGGACGGGGACUCAGACUCUGAAGUAGGCCCUCAACCUCCUCCAGCACAUCUUGCCUCUGCCAACGCCCCCAACGAAGGAAAUUCGGCUGUAGAAGAGUUUAUCGAGAGGGAGGAGAGGAGACGGAAGAAUGUGGAGGAGGCGAAGAAACCUAAGAAGUUGGAAAGAGAGGAGUGGAUGCUCGUUCCACCUAAGAGUGGGGAUUUGCUGGCAUCACUCGAUCCCACCAAACUAAAAGCCCGCCAAUUCGGGCGAAGUUCUGGCCAAGGCCGCGACGUCGACAACUCCCUCUGGACAGAAACCCCCGCCGAACGACAACAACGUCUCGCAGACGAAGUCUCUGGUCGGAAACGGAAGGCAGCGAAUGCAGAGCCCGUAGAAGACCCUGAGGAUGCGAGGAAGAAAAAAAAGAGGGAUGAAGAGAUUCGGAGGGGUGUCGAAGAGCAUACGCGCAGAGUUCGGGGUGCCGCAUUGGUCAAUUCGCAUAUGGAGCGCGAGGCGCAGAAGAAAGGCGACGCCAACGAGGAACCAGCCGCCAUAUGGGAUCACUCACGCGACAUGUCAGUCGGGGGUCGUCUCAUGGACGAGAAACAAAGAAGGCAAAUGUUGAGAGAGGCGAGAGCCCUUGGGGACAGGUUUGGAACGGGGAAGAGUGGCGGGUUUCUGUAGAAAGGUUUACACUCCGUACGUAUGUGCCUCGAGUUUUCCUGAGUUUCUGUGAUUUUUUUGUGCUGUGUGCAUGUCUUUAAUUUAUGUUGAAUUCGAU